GCUGGUGUGAAGAUCGGUUAGUUUUGUGGAGGAAACGUUCAAGUUUGCACGCACAAUGAUGCGCUGGAUCGUUGUCUUUCAAGUGCUGUGUUACUGUUGCUGGCUAGUGUGCGGUACUCUGAAUCCUCGUGUACUAAGUAGCCUUGCGACAAUGAUAGGUGAAAUGAACGAAAUCGAUUAUGGAAACCCUCAGCUAAGAAAAGUGUACGAUUACGUGAUCGUUGGUGCCGGACCGGCUGGCUGUGUGCUGGCGAAUCGUCUGUCUGAGGAUCCUUCCGUGUCGGUGUUGAUUCUGGAGCUGCGUCGUGGCGAACGACCUGCCUUUUCGGAACCGCCCAUGCUUGGGCCAAUGCUGAUGGCGUCGGACUACAGUUUCGGAUACGAGACGAAGCGUCAGAAGUACGGCUGCCUUGGGUUAACCGAUCGUAAGUGCAGCUGGACGCAUGGGCGAGGUGUUGGUGGAUCGUCGAUAAUUAACAACAUCAUCUACACGCGUGGCAACAGGCGCGACUUUGACAAUUGGGCCCGUGCCGGUAUGGAGGGUUGGAGUUGGGAGGAUGUAUUGCCGUACUACAAAAAGAUUGAGCAUGCCAAUGUGAAGGAUUUUGAUGAGAAUGGAGCCCACGGGAAGAGUGGCCGAGUGUCGGUGGAGGACUGUCCGUUCAGAUCGGAAGUGGCCAAGGCGUUCGUGGCGAGUGCGGCACAAUCUGGUUAUCCGUACCUGGACUACAAUGCUGGAGACAUUCUAGGCGUUUCGUUCUUGCAGGCACACUCGAAGAAAGGACAUCGGGUGACGGCUGGAACGGCCUAUCUGAAGGAUGUGCGUCAUCGACCGAAUCUGCAUAUAUCCACGCGAUCGUGGGCAACGCAGAUACUCUUCAAUGAAGAUACCAAGGAAGCCACCGGAGUCCGAUUUACCAAGAACAAACGCUAUCACACAGUGCGUGCUAGGCGGGAAGUGAUCCUCUCCGCUGGAGCGUUCGAGACACCGAAGCUUCUCAUGAACUCAGGAAUCGGCCCCGCGGCUCAUCUGCAACAGCACGGAAUACGCGUUCUUCAAGAUCUUCCCGUUGGGCGGCGAGUGUACGAGCAUGGUGGUGUCUUUGGACCUAUCUUCACAAUGCGCAACGGAUCCCCUGCAGAACAGAACCUGCUCAACCUGGAACAGUUCCUAACACUCGACGAGAUCGUACGCUUUCGCAACGGGACUGGUCCGUUAACAUCGAACUCGAUCGAAAGCUUGCUGUACGUGAAGUCUCCUUUCGCUAGCGAUCCCGACCCAGACCUACCCGACGUUGAGGUCAUGCAAGCGUUCGGUUCGAUGAGCUUUGACUCAUCGAUCGGGUUGCGCACUGCGUACCGGUUGCCGGAGGCGCUUAUACGCGACUACUACGGACCGCUGGUGGGUGUGCGGAACUUUAUGUUCUUACCAAUGCUUAUGAAAACGCACACCGUAGGUAGGGUGGAGCUGAAGUCGCGUAACCCAUUCCAUCAUCCCGUGUUCCAUUAUCAAUACUUUGAGGAUGAGCGCGAUGUGGAAGCGCUUGUGUACUCGAUCAGGGAAGUGUUGAGGAUUGCUGAGGCGGAGCCUUUACAGCGGUUGGGCAUUGAGCUUUACAACCGGCCUUUGCCGGGAUGUGAGGAGUUUGAGUUCAAUUCGGACGACUACUGGCGGUGUCAUGUACGUAGACAGACAGCGACUUUCCAGCAUCAGGUGUCCACGUGUUCGAUGGGCCCAGUUGGCGAUCCUGAUGCGGUGGUUGAUCCUCGGCUGCGUGUUCGUGGAAUUGGUCGGCUGAGGGUGGCUGAUGUGAGCAUUAUUCCAGAGCCACCGUCCGCGCAUACGUGUGCCAUGAGCUAUCUGAUCGGGGAGAAGGCCGCUGAUAUGAUCAAGGAGGAUAAUCAAUGAAGAAAUGAAUGGAGGUCUCUGAGACGCAAAGAAUUGAAGCAACAUUAGAAAACUUAUUGGUACCCUAUAAAGAAACUCCAAUCGUUCCAGCAUUAAAAUCGUUCUUUUCGUUCUACUUCUCACUACGCACGGCAUGCAAUGAAAGCUCGCGAGACCAACGAUUCCCAUAGGUGUAUAAAGCACAUACACACAAAAAAGAGAGAUAUCGAAAAAUCGCCCAGCCCAUGUGUAUGUGAAUUCUAAAUUGCCUAUGUUCACACCAUUUAGAAUGGUGUUGCUACUCCAUACCGAAGGUCACACUGGGCGAACUGCUUCCCAAGCGCUGUCUCUCACGCACAUUUCGCCCAUAGGCUCUGCCCGAUCAUGCCCCGGUCAGAUUUGUCAGUCAGAAACGUCCACUUUUUAUGAUUUUUUCUUAUAAACGGGAAAUUUAUUGAAUCCACCAUUCCAGUCACAGCGCAUAUAGACAGAAAGAGUGGCCCUGGCGAGAAGUGUUGACGUGCUUGACGUCUUUUUUUUGUAUAUGGAAACGUUUGAAGAAUAUCAAAAAAGUGCUUCCAAGCAGUCGUUGUUUGUUUUGCUUUCUGUUUUCUUUGCGGUAAAAAUCGCCGUAUGAAGCAAUGGUCGUGGUAGGCAGCAAGGUUCGUCGCUUGACGAAAUUUAUUAGCUAAUAUAUUCAAAAGCAACCAAUUCCCUCCUUCAGUCUUAGUUUUUUUGUUGUUACUGCUGGGAACAACGAUGUCAACGAUGGACGUAUCACGUCUGCGGAACGAUGUGACAAUCGUCAAUCAAAUCCAGCACCACAGUAGGAGCGUGUUCCCACCGUCACCGUACAAAGGAAGACAUUUCGAACAUUUCGGCUUGGGAACGAGCGGAAUAA
Messenger RNA from Anopheles coluzzii, 2789 nucleotides. RefSeq names its product glucose dehydrogenase [FAD, quinone]-like. Gene Ontology annotation, molecular function: oxidoreductase activity, acting on CH-OH group of donors; flavin adenine dinucleotide binding. The coding region runs from base 56 to 1909 and encodes 617 amino acids. Lineage: Eukaryota; Metazoa; Arthropoda; Insecta; Diptera; Culicidae. The transcript is spliced from 2 exons. The record is from RefSeq and is a predicted model, not a curated record.